AUGAGCAAACCCGACCUCGUCUACGCCGACGAGCGGCGCUUCCUCGACGAACGCGGCUCCUCAGCCUCCCUAGCCCCAAACGGCGAGAACCCAGCCACAAUCAUGGAAAAGGCGGUCCGCGAGCGCAUCAUCGACUCCUACUUCUACAAAGAGCAGUGCUUCGCCGUCAACGAGGCCGACAUUGUCGACCGCGUCGUCGAGCACGUCACGUUUAUAGGCGGCACCUCGGGCGUCACGCAGAAGCCCACGCCGUUCCUGUGCCUCGCCUUCAAGCUGCUGCAGCUCGCGCCGUCGGACGAGGUGCUGGAGACGUACCUGGGGUUCGGCGGGGAUAAGUUCAAGUACCUGCGCGCGCUGGCGUGUUUCUACGUGCGCAUGACGAGGAAGGCAAAGGAUGUGUACCUUUUACUGGAGCCGUUUUUGGAGGAUCGGAGGAAGUUGAGGAGGAAGGGGAGGGCGGGAACGAGUUUGACGUUUAUGGAUGACUUUGUGGAUGAUUUGUUGACCAAGACGAGGGUGUGCGCGACGAGUUUCAGGGAGUUGCCUAAAAGGGUUGACUUGGUGGAUUUGGGCGAGCUUGAGGAGAGGAUUAGUCCGUUGGGCGAUAUUGACGAGCUCCUGGAUGAUGAGGAAGAGAAUGGGGAGGAGAAUGCGGGAGCGAAUGGGGCGGACGAGUCGGAAGGGGAGGUGGCGGAGGAUAGGAGCGCUGCUGGGGAGCCGAUGGAUGUGGAAAGGUCGAGGUCAAGAUCGAGGUCUAGAAGCAGAAACCGGUCACCUUGA
Molecule: messenger RNA, 780 nt
Organism: Colletotrichum abscissum
Lineage: Eukaryota; Fungi; Ascomycota; Sordariomycetes; Glomerellales; Glomerellaceae
Product: PRP38 family protein
Exons: 1
Coding region: 1-780 (259 amino acids)
Cellular component (GO): precatalytic spliceosome
Source: RefSeq, a predicted model, not a curated record